Messenger RNA from Solea senegalensis (Senegalese sole), 7523 nucleotides. Its product is annotated as lipoxygenase homology domain-containing protein 1-like. NCBI's taxonomy places the organism in Eukaryota, Metazoa, Chordata, Actinopteri, Pleuronectiformes, Soleidae. Gene Ontology annotation, molecular function: protein binding. The record is from RefSeq and is a predicted model, not a curated record. The transcript is spliced from 41 exons. The coding region runs from base 141 to 7415 and encodes 2424 amino acids.
CUGCACACACCCAAGGUUGUUCUGAAGGCCACGAUCCUAGAGCCUUCCUGCAGCCAAGGGUCAAAUGAGUUGUCUUACACCAUUCGAAAUGUAAGGUAGCACUUACGAAACUAAAGACCAGGGAAGUGGAUGAAUAAAAGAUGCCGUCGAAAGACAAAAAAUCCACAGCUUCAGAUGAAACUGAAGAGGUUGAUGACGAAGUGGAGGAGACGGAGCCAAAGUUAAAGGAAAGGAGCAUCAGUGUGACCCGUGGGAAAACCACAAAAGGAGAGAAGAAGAGGAAACACAAAAGCUCAGAGAGCUCUGAGAUUCACGAGGCCUCAAAGAAAGAGGAGAGAGGAGAGGGUGAAGAACUAAAAGAGAAAAAGAAGAAAAAGAAACCAGCUGAUGAUUCUGAGGCUGAUGCUGUGAUUAAAAAUGAAGCUGAAGAGGAUGAGCAGAAUAAUAACGACCCCACCACCAUUUCCAAAAAGAAGAAAUCAGAGAAGCAUAAAGAGGGAGUUACUGAAGGAGUAAAGGAGGAAAACAAGAAAAAGAAGAAGAAAUCCUCUGUAGAAAAUCCACAGGGAGAGGGGGAGAUGGGCUCCAAGGAUAAGAAGUCUAAAGAUGGCAAGAAGAAGAAGAAAUCUCAUGAUGAUGAGGAGCCUUUGAUUGAGGAGCAGGAAGAGGAAGAAGAGGAUUCAAAGAAAAAGAAGAAGAAAAAGACUAAGAAGGGCUCUACAGACAGUGAUGACGAUAAAAAGAAAAAGGGUAAAAAAUCCAAAAAUAAACAAGUGGACUAUGCUGUGAUCUACCAGAAUGAGUUGCUGAACUACCACACAGACUCAUCUGAUGGAUAUGAGGAUGACUACUACAAAAAGAAAGUGUAUGAGGUGGUCACCGUCACUGGUGAUGUAAAAGGAGCUGGAACUGAUGCCAAUGUGUUUGUUACUCUUUUUGGAGACUUUGGUGUCACACCCAAGGUUCACCUGGCAAGCAAAAGCAGAACUGCAUUUGAGAAGAAUAAGACUGAUGUUUUCCGUAUUAAAACACACAACGUGGGGCCUCUGAAGAAGCUGAGGAUCGAACAUGACAACACAGGGAUGGGAACCAGCUGGUUCUUGGACAGAGUGGUAGUGACUGACAUGAACCGGCCCCACCUGCGCUCCUUUUUCAUCUGCAGCAACUGGCUGAGUCGGGAAGAGGGCGACAACCUGUUUGUGAGGGACCUGCUGGGCAGUCUGAAUCCCAUGGAUGUCCCAAAGUUCAAUAAAUACAUAGUGAGUGUCUUCACUCCUGAUAUGAAGGGAAGUGGAACUGAUGCCGAUGUCUUCUUAAAUAUCUUUGGAGAGAAUGGAGACACAGGAGAGAGACGACUGGACAGCGACAAGGACAAUUUUGAACGAGGCUCGGAAGACAAGUUUACAAUAGAGUGUCCAAACCUGGGAAGGCUGAGGAAAAUUACCAUCGGCCACAAUAAUAGAGGUUCAUCAGCUGGAUGGUUUCUAGAUAAGGUGAUAAUUGAUGAUAUGGGGAAUAAAGAAGUGUAUGAGUUCCCAGUAAAUCGCUGGUUUGCCAUGGAUGAAGGUGAUGGCAAAAUACAGAGAGAUGUGUUGGUUGGAUCAAUGCAACCAAUGGGAAUCAUAUAUAAUGUUCAAGUAAUGACUGGAAACGUGAGGGGCGCUGGCACCAACUCUAAGAUCCACAUGGUAAUGCAUGGCUCCAAGGGCUUAAAAAACAGUGGCAAAAUCUUCCUGGAGGGCGGUGCUUUCGAGCGCGGUCUCAUUGACAUCUUCAACGUCGAAAUUUGUGAACUGAUCAGCCCACUCAGCAGGGUCAGCAUUGGGCACGACAAUGGGGCCGUUGGUGCUGGAUGGUACUGUGAAAAGGUGGUGAUAUACUGUCCUUUCACGGGCAUUGAGCAGACAUUUCCAUGUGGGAUGUGGCUGGAUGAGGAUGAGGGGGAUGGGCUGAUUGAGAGGGAGCUGUAUGAGAUGGUCUCUCUCAGGCAAAAAAAACAGAAGAAGUACCCAUGGUCCCUGUGGAUUUGGACCUCAGAUGUGAAGGGUGCAGGGACAGAUGCUCAGGUGUUUCUGCAGAUCUAUGGACAGAGGGGAAAAUCUGAUGAGAUCAAACUGGAAAACAACUCGGACAGUUUUGAGCAGGGCCAACUUGAUCAAUUCAUGCUCGAGAUACCAGACAUAGGAAGACCACUGAAAGUGCGCAUCUGGCAUGAAAAGAGAAAUCCCUUUUCAGGGUGGCAUUUAGCGAAGGUAACAUUGCUCAAGACCCUGACGGUGGAGAAAUAUUCUUUCGAAUGUGGCCGCUGGCUGGACGUCAAUGAAGAUGACAAUGAGAUUGUGAGAGAGCUCCCAGCUACAGGAGCUCUUAUCGAUGAGCCUUUGCCCUUAAUAAAGUACCGUGUCACAAUCUGCACGGGUAACGUCAGCGGCAGUGGCACUGAUGCCACCGUCUUUCUCAAUGUUAUUGGGGACCUCGGUGACACAGGGGAGCGACUCAUGAUUAUGAGCAAAAACAAUGUCAACAAAUUUGAAAAGGGCAAUCAUGAUGAGUUCCUCAUUGAGGCUGUGUCCUUGGGCCAGGUUCGCAGAGUGCGUGUUGGCCAUGAUGGUCGUGGAGGAGGUUGUGGUUGGUUCCUUGAUAAAGUCAUGGUUAGGGAGGAGGGCCAGCCAGAGACUAUGGCCACUGAGUUUCCCUGUUUCAGGUGGUUGGACCGUAAUGAGGAUGAUGGACAGAUUGUCCGAGAGUUAGUUCCUGCUGGAGACGGCCUGCGUCUCUUUAAUGUGAGCUACCACAUAUCCAUCAAGACAGGGAAUGUGAAUGGAGCCAGCUCUGACUCCAGGGUGUUCGUCAAGCUGUAUGGGGAGAAGGGUGACACUAACAAGAUGAUACUGGCAGUCUCUGACAAUGACCUCAGGAAUUACUUUGAGACAGGACGCACUGACAUCUUUACCUUUGAAACCUUUGACAUUGGAAAGAUUAACCGUCUUCUGAUAGGUCACACCAACGAGGGCCUGCGGGCAGGAUGGUUUCUGGACAGUGUGCAGAUCUCAGUGCCAGUUCAUGGGAUGCAGUACAUGUUCCCAAGCCACCGCUGGCUCUGUAAAGAUGAGGCUGAUGGGAAAGUGGAGGUUGAGAUCUAUCCGAGUGAGAUCCUUGACAUUGAAAAAUUAAUCAACUAUGAAGUAACAGUGGUCACAGGUGAUGUGAGAUGUGCGGGCACCAAUGCAAAUGUAUUCUGUCAGAUCUAUGGAGAUGAUGGGAAAACUGAAGUUCUUGCACUCAAGAGUCGCUCCAACAAUUUUGAACGUAACACGACUGAAAUCUUUAAGAUUGAAACUCAGGAUGUUGGUAAGGUCUACAAGAUUCGAAUCUACCAUGAUGGAAAGGGUAUCGGAGAUGGCUGGUUCCUGGAGUCGGUGGACAUAAAGCGGCUGACGAUGGCUAUGGUGCAGGUUGAAGUGAAGAAGGAGGACCCCAAGAAAGACAAGAAGAAGGACAAGAAAAAGAAGAAGAAAGAGGAGGAGGAGGAGAUGGAGAUAGUUGAGGAGCUGCAGGAAGUGGUGGAAACUUUUUCUUUCCCUUGUGGCCGCUGGCUGGCCAGGGAUGAGGAGGACGGGGAGAUUGUGGUUGAGCUGCUGACAGAGGACAGUGAAGACCUGGAGAUGAACUCCUAUGAUGUCCAUGUGUUCACUGGAUCUAUGUGGGGGGCGGGGACUGACGCCAAUGUUUACAUCAACAUCUACGGAGAGACUGGUGACACAGGGGAGCGACGGCUUAGAAAGUCCAACAACCUAAACAAAUUUGAGAAAGACGAGGAGGACAUUUUCAGCAUCACGGCGGUCGACCUGGGGAUCCUGAAGAAGCUUAGAAUCCGACAUGACAACAGCCAGGCCAGCGCCGGCUGGUUUUUAGACAGGGUGGAGAUUGUAGACAACAAAGAUGACACCACGUACUUCUUUCCUUGUAAACGUUGGCUGGCUGUUGAUGAGGAUGAUGGACAGCUUGCCAGGGAGCUGGUUCCUGUGGACGAAGCCUUUAUGAGGAAAGGAGAUGAUGAAGAGGAAGACAGUGAUGUUACACUCGGUCUGGAACAGAAAGCCAUGUCAACCACAUACACAGUACGGAUAAAAACAGGUGAUAAAAAAUAUGCAGGAACAGACGCUAAUGUCUUCAUGAUCCUGUAUGGUACCAAGGAUGACACAGGAAUCAUUAACCUGAAGGCGUCAAAGACCCAUAAAAAUAAAUUUGAACGAGGUAUGAUUGAUGAGUUCACUGUGGAAGCUGUGGAACUUGGACAGCUGAAGAAGCUGCGUAUUGGACACGACAACUGUGGAGGAGGAACAGCAGGUUGGUUCCUUGACUGGGUGGAGAUUGACGCCCCGUCUAUGGGACAGAAGCUACGCUUCCCCUGCGGUCGAUGGCUGGAUAAAGGGGAGGAUGAUGGAGCCAUCAUCAGGGACCUGUUCCCAAAUCCUCUUCAGACAGAGCUUUACACACCUUUCGUUCCUUAUGAAAUUAAAAUCUUCACGAGUGACGUGUUUGGAGCCGGCACAGAUGCAGAUGUCUUCAUUGCCCUAUAUGGGAGAAAUGCGGUGUGCACAGAGCAGAAGUGUCUCUGUGUCAACAAGAGGGAGAGGAGGAUGUACUUUGAGAGAGGAGCUGAGGACAUGUUUAUUGUUGAGCUACAAGAUGUGGGAGAUGUAAUUGAGAAGAUUCGUAUCGGCCAUGACAACCGCGGUGUUAACCCAGGCUGGCAUCUGGACAGGGUGGAGAUCAGACGUUUGCUCAGAAAGGGGAAGGGUUCAGAGACCGUCAUCUUCCCAUGUGAGCGCUGGCUCGCCAAGUCGGAGGAUGAUGGAGAAACAGUGAGAGAGCUGGUGCCUUCUGACAUCAUCACUGAGAAACUCUCUCGAGAUGGAAGCCUAAAAGUGACAGAAGUAGAGGUGGAGGACGCCUUAGAGACUCACACAUACAAUGUGUCAGUGAUGACAGGUGAUGUAUACGGAGCUGGAACUGAUGCCAACGUCUUCCUCACUAUCUACGGUGACCUGGGUGACACUGGGGAGAGGAAACUCAGCAAGUCAGAGACGAACAGCAACAAGUUUGAACGAGGAUGUGUGGAUAAAUUUACUAUAGAGGCAGUUGACCUUGGACAGGUCUUCAAGAUCAAAAUCCGCCAUGACAAUAGCAUGAUGAAUGCUGACUGGUACCUGGACCAGGUGGAGGUGGCUGAUGUGGACACAGAGGAGGUUUACCUCUUCUUAUGUGAACGUUGGUUGUCUCGGAAGAGGGAGGACAGGCGCAUUAGCAGAGUCUUCUAUGUGAAGGGAUAUGAGGGAGUGAGAGACAGUGCAAACAGUAAGAAGAAGAGCUCUGCUCUCACAGUGAAGAGUGUCGACAGUAACAUGAACAAGAAGAACAAGAAGAAGAAGGAGGAGGAGGAGGACGUACAGCUCCCGAUCAUACCAUACCACAUUACCAUCUGUACUGGGCUGGAGCGGGAUGCGAGCACCACCAGCAGGGCUUAUGUUAUCAUUAUCGGGGCCAAUCACACCCAGACAGAGAGGCUGUGGCUGGACCUUCCAGAUGAGAGAAAAGGCUUUGAGGUCGGCUCUCUGGAGAGCUUUGAGUCCCAUGGUUUAGACGUGGGAGAGAUGAAAAAGGUUGAGCUUGGUCAUGAUGGGGCCACUCCUGAGAGCUGCUGGCUGGUUGAUGAGCUGUCUGUUGCUGUACCAACCAAAGGGGUCAAAUAUAUUUUUGCUUGCAAGUGCUGGCUGGCCAAGGAUCGAGGAGAUGGGUUGACUGCUAGAGUAUUCAAUGUGCUGGAUGCAGAGGCCAUUUCCAUCUCCCAAAAGGUCAUUUAUGAGGUGACAGUGGUAACGGGAGACGUGCAAAACGCAGGGACAGACACCCUGAUCUUCAUGUCUGUGUUUGGGGCAAAUGGCAGCACAGAGGAGAUGCUGCUACAGAAGAAUGAGGACAGGUUUGAGCGUGGUCAGGAGGACACUUUCAACAUGGAGAUUGACGACAUCGCCCCGCUGAAGAAAAUGAGGCUGCGUAUUGAUGGCUCCGGCAGUCGACCGGACUGGUUUGCGGACAAGGUGAUCAUGCGGAACUUGACUACUGAGGAAGUGUCUGCGUUCACCUACGAGGACUGGUUGUCCAGGACACGUGGACCCAAGGGGACCAUGAUCUGCGAGAUGGCGGCUGUAGUGGACGAGGAGAUGAUGGUGGAGCUCACCACCUACAUCAUCCAAGUCAAGACCAGUGAUGUUGCAGGAGCCGGCACUGAUGCCAAUGUGUGGGUCAUCAUUUUUGGAGAGAACGGGGACACAGGGACACUGGCACUGAAAGAAUGCAACAAGUCCAACAAGUUUGAGCGCAAGCAGCUGGACACAUUUCGCUUCUUAGAAAUCCUCAGCCUGGGAGAACUCUCCAAGAUACGAGUGUGGCACGACAACACAGGUCCUGCUCCAGGGUGGCAUUUGGAGUACAUUGACGUGAAGGAUGAGAUCAUGGACAAAACAUUCCGUUUCCCUUGUGACCGCUGGCUCGCCAAGAACGAAGAUGACGGACAGCUAAUGAGAGAUCUGGCGUGCGCUAACAAUGACUACCUAGACCUUAAUGAGAAGACCAAAUAUGAAAUUUGUGUCAAAACUGGAGAUACAGCAGAGGCUGAAACCAAAGAAAAUGCCUGGAUUGUUCUUGAAGGAAAGAAGGGCCGAUCAAAAGAAUUUGUCAUGGAAAACUCCUCAAAGAAGAAGAGGUUUUUGCGGGGCAACGUGGACAGAUUUGAGUUUUCGUCCAAGAACGUGGGAGAUAUCGUAGGUAUCUGUCUGGGCCACACACCCAAGGAUGGAAAGAAAGUAAAGGGGGAGAUUCACUGGCAUGUGGAGGAAGUUGUCAUCACUGAAAAAGAGCUGGGAAACAAGUACAUCUUCACUUGCAACGCCUUCAUCCCUCUCUCCGCAAAGAGGGACGACUACUCGACCAUCGAGUGUUCAAAGACGGUGGAGAGCUUUGCCAGCAAAGCUCGGAGCCUGGUUCCCGUCAAGUACGAGAUCAUCGUCAUCACGGGUGAUGAGAAGGGAGCGGGCACAGAUGCCAACGUUUUCAUCACCAUCCACGGUUCCAGCGGAGACUCAGGCCGCCGCCAGCUGCGCCAGAAGUUUCGCAACCUUUUCGAGCGAGAGCAAACGGACCGUUUCCUGUUGGAAAUGUUGGACAUGGGCGAGCUGCAGAAAGUGUGGGUGGAGCAUGACAACUCCGGUCUCAGCCCCGGCUGGCUGCUGGAUCGUGUGGAAGUCACAAACACAGCCAACGGUGUCACCACCAUUUUCCUCUGUGGCAAAUGGCUGGACACCACAAGGGCUGACGGGAAGAUUAACAGGGUGCUCUACCCGAAAUGCUAACAACUCCUCUAUCAAAGAGAAAUCCACUCCUGAUGUUGACAUUUAUGAGCAAACUGAUUUUGUUGACUAAAGUUUUAUAUCUCAGGAACGGAGACAGAUUUUUAUAUG